AUGGAUACGGCGUUGUCUACUGAGGCCGUUACAAAAACGGGACGGGUAGGUGAGUCCGCCCACCCCUAGCUUUCCAACAAGUCAAAAUAAUAAUUAUAUCCAAAUUCAAUGUCUCGAAAUCCCAAAGUUCAUUAUUGGUAUUUAUCAAUACACCCUGACUGGUAUCUAGUUGGUAGGUAGGUAUAUGUCGUGAUAAUAGAAUUCCAAUGUACAAUGAUUAUUUAUUACCCUAUGAUUUGGAGUUGGCGCCGACCACUACAACUGUUUAUCAUUCGUAGAUAUUUUGGUGGACAACUGACUCGCGGUUGUCUAAUGUGUGAUAAUUGUUUAUCCGGAUUAUGAACGAUAAGUUUACACUGGAAAAAAAAAAGUCGAAGAAUUUAAUUUAGCAGAAAAAUGUGUCGAUGAAUUUAGUGUAACAUUUAAUAUUAUAUUAUAAUAUGUUUACAGUUUUUUAAAAACACUAAUAAAAGUGUUUGAUUAUUAAUACAACAAAUUUAGAUUAUCCACUCCUAAAUUCGCAAACCGACACUACAAGAAAUCAGGACCGUCUGUUUAUAUUAUUGCGGUAUGCGAGCAACACCGAGACAAAGUAAUGUUCCUAUUAAACAUCCACGAUUUCAUUAUUACGUCGUGAAUUUCCUCGGUUUAUUUUUUGUUUUUCAUUCGUUUUUUUUAAGGAAAAUAUUUCGGACGACUUUUGGAUCGGCAAAAACAACGUUACAACCGUCAAGCGGGGACGGAGAAAAAAAGCAGAGAUCUAUACAUUUAGCGUUCGGAGAAAAUAAUAAUUUAGGGAUCAUCAAAGGACGCGACUACGACGAACGCGCACGGAGAAGCGAAAUCCCACUACUGGCAGUGAUUGAACAAUACCCAAUAGACAAAAGACCGUUGAAAAGGCCAAGGGGCGAAGUGAAAAUACGUAGUACCGAAAACAGGGGACGAACCAAAUCGGAAGAUUUCUGA
This is a messenger RNA of Cinara cedri, 966 nucleotides long. The record is from the annotation of a GenBank genome assembly. NCBI's taxonomy places the organism in Eukaryota, Metazoa, Arthropoda, Insecta, Hemiptera, Aphididae.